UCCACGUCCCGAUCUCUUCCGUUGGCUGGAAGGAUUUGUUUCGCAGAUUCGACAGAAAUAUUUCCGCGCAUAUGGAAAGAAAUUUCUAAUAAGACCAAACUAAGGGAUUUUAUUUAGUAAAAUGAUUGUCCACGGCAACCAAUAAUUUAGUAUUAGUAAGCCGUUUAGACGCGGGAGAGAUGGAUGAACAAACAGCAGGUAGUUCGGUGUUUAUGUGUCGGCUGUGCAACCUUUUCUCUCCCAGUCGCUCUCUGCUGCUUGCACAUUGUUCCCAGUUGCACCCUGAGCAGGAGCGUCAUGAUGACCUCAUCAUUGCACUUCAGCCUCUUGCAGCAGAGCCUUUGGAGACGCAGACAGAAAACCCUGUGAAACGGAAACGUGGACGACCUAAGGGCUCUACGAAAAAGACACGCAUAGAUGUGGCAGAGGGCGAAACUGAUUCCACCCAUUCUCAAGUGGUUGAUGUUCAAAAACAGGGAGGGAAGAAUCAGGAAGAGGUGGUCAUGAGAGGUGAAAGCAAUGCUGGGACACUGGGGUUGGAGUGUAGAGACUGUCAUCGUUCAUUCAGCAACAGACGACAGAUCCUGAAACACAUCUGUCUGAAAGAUGAACAGAUAGAGGAAGAGGAAGACAGGAGGGUCCAUGGUGGAGCAGAGGUUGAGGGGAGUUUAGACCAUGGGGGACCAGACACAAAUCAGGCCAAGCAAAACUCAGCAAAGCCAACUUUUGUGAGAUACAAAGACUUGUCCAGUUUCAGACCCCGAAGCCGCGUCUCUAAAGACGGGGGUCCAUCAACAGGAAACAAAAAGCCAGUAAUUAGUGUGGUUCUGACAGAGGAUGAAACACUUCCAGGUGUCUCGCAGAUGGUUCCAGUAGAGGAAACCUCAACAGAAACAGAGUCUGUUUCCAACCCUGCUCAGACUCAGCUGCCUGCAGUCUUCCAGAGUCAGUCACAAGAUCUUGAAAGUGAGGCAACAACCAAAGAAAUCCCUAAAACAGAUGAGCAAAGCUCUAACUUGUCAUCUACAACAACAUCAGCAACAAUCAGCAGAGGUUUCCAGGAAUAUUCUAUCAAGCAAGAUUCUACCAAUUUACUUCAGAGCCAGUUGAAGAUCUUCACCUGUCAGUUCUGUAAUAAAAUCUUCAAGUUCAGACACUCAUUGAUCGCACAUCUCCGGACACACACCCAGGAGAAACCGUUCCAGUGUCCUCACUGUGACUAUGCAUCCGCCAUUAAAGCCAAUCUGAAUGUUCAUCUGAGGAAGCACACAGGAGAAAAGUUCAGCUGCCAACAAUGCCCUUUCAACUGCCUCAGCCCUGGACACCUUAAGGUACACGUGGAGCGAGUUCACUUGAAGGUGAAGCAGCACUGCAGUUACUGUGAGAAAAAGUACUCAGAUGUGAAGAACCUUCUCAAACACAUGGAUAAACGACACAACCUGAAAGACCCUGCUGUCUAUCACAGCUACCAGCAACUGAGGCUAAAGACUCGUCAGGGCCUCAGGCAGCUCCUCUACCACUGUCCCACUUGUAACCGACGCUUCAAAAACCAGCUGCAGCGGGAGCGCCACAUGUUGAUCCAUGGGCCCCAGCGGCCCUUCGCCUGCCUCCUCUGUGACCACGCUGCGACCAAGAUGAGCGGCCUUGCUGCUCAUGUCAGGAAACACCUCUUCCUAUAUGUGUGCUGUGUGUGUGACGGGAAGUUUGUCAGCUCUCACAGACUGAAGACUCACCUGAAGGAGUCUCACUCUGAAAUGGAGCAGGAACAGACCUUCACGGACUGCAUCAACAGCAGCUACUACCUGACGCAGCCUGGAGGCACUAUGUGGGGAGAGGAGGAGAGGGAAGGCGUAGAGAAAGAGGCCGAGCAAAACCAAAGUGUAGAGGAGGAGGGUCAAGAUAAGAUAACAGAGGAAGUUAGAAGAAACGGUGUAGGUGGGGAGGAGUGGCAUCCAGAUGUGGCGGAGAGGGAGGUUCUGAGCGAUGAACGUGAAGCUCCGGGUGACGGAACAGAAGAAGUGCAGGUGACAGAGGGAGAUGCAGGAAAACAUGGAGAAUCAAAUAAUGGAGGUCCCGAAGAAGGUUCCCAAGGUGUUAAGGAGUCACUGCCCGACGUGGCUGCAUCUGAUAGCGAGGCCAGGCAUGAAGAGAACUCAGAGGAUCACGCUCAGGUUUUAGAAAACACACAUCCAGGCCUGUCUGACCUGAGUGAACCACCAGCAGCAGCGCCUCCUGGAGACGAGGACCAGUCUCCACAUUCAGACAAGGAUUCAGAGCUUUUCGAUCAGAAUGCCUUCCACCAGGUUAUUUCAUCUCUUCAGAAGACUCGGCUAAAUGUGGAGACUUUCCAACGACUCCGGAAAAUUUAUGGAGACCUAGAAUGUCAAUACUGUGGUAAACUGUUCUGGUACAAAGUCCACUACAACGUCCACGUACGAACGCACACCAAGGAGCACUCGCACUACUGUUCAAAGUGUAACUACUCAUCAAUCACCAAAAGCUCUUUAAAGCGGCACCAGAUCCAGAAGCACAGCGGUGUGAUGUUGCCUUGCUCACAUCCUGGCUGCACAUACACCACACCUGACAAGUACAAACUACAAGCCCACGUCAAGACCCACCAGGGACAGGGGAAGAGUGUAGAGUGCCCCGUCUGCCAGCACAGCUACCCAGAGCACAGACUGAAACACCACAUCAAAACAGCCCACCCUGAUUCAGUUCGUGUGCGGGGUAAAGGACUGAUGGUGCAGCGUGCAGAGAAGUGCCCGUACUGCGACUCCUACUUCCUAAAGAACAGCAGUGACUUUCAGCAGCACAUCUGGGCCCAUCAAGGUCUGAAGCCGUACGUCUGCAGCGUGUGUGACUACGCAGGCCGCAGCAGGAGCAACCUGAAGACUCAUAUGAAUCGACACAACACGGAGCGACGGCAUCUCUGUGACCUGUGCGGCAAAAAGUUCAAGUCUAAAGUCACCCUGAAGAGCCACAGGCUGACGCACACUGAUGAAGGCAAACCCUUUCAGUGUUCAGAGUGUGACUUCACAUCGGUCUCUAAACCUUCGCUACUCAGACACAUGGAGCAACACGCGGAUUUUAAGCCAUUCCGUUGUGCCCACUGUCACUACUCCUGUAAUAUUGCUGGUCCCCUCAAACGUCACUACAACAUGAAACACCCAGAUCAGAAAUAUGAAAACGCAGGACCUGGACUUCCCAACCCCGACUCUUUGAAACAGCAAGGCGGUAUGAAGUGUCCUGAAUGUGAAUUCGUAUAUGGCACCAAGUGGGAGCUGAACCGACACUUGAAGAGCAAGCACAGCUUGAAAGUGGUGGAAGGCGUGUGGGAGGUGGGGGAAGCGGUGGAAGCUCAGUAUGUGUCUGUGGAAGAUGAAGUGCAGGCAGCAGCAACUGUGGCAGCUGUGCACAAUAACGUUGAUAUCCAGCAGAUCACUGAAUUCAGUUCAGAGACUCAUGAUGCCGUCACCUCCAUGGUCGCCAUGGCCCCGGGCACCGUUGCUGUGGUACAACAGUUGCAGGUGGCAGAUGAACAGGAAGUUGGUAACUGUGGCAACCAGCUGAUGGUGGUGAACGCAGAGGGGGACCUGACCGGCGAACAGGUGAUGGUGGUGGAGGAUGCGCACGGCCUGGAGGCUCUGACGGUCCUCACUCAGGGAGAGGACACGCACCACUACAUCGUCUACGUCCAGGAACACACUGUAGAAAUCAACUAGUGGUACCUGACGUGCAGCAAUUGUAUCUGUGAGCAUCGGUAGAUCAGCUUAAAAUAAUAUAUGUAUCAAAAGCAAUAAAAGUACUGUAGGAAUAGCUAAAGUCCUCUUCACAAAGAUUUGUUUUUCUUGUUAAAUAUUUAGUUGUGUAAUUAUAUUAUAUAUUUUCUACUUACUAUUUAAAUAAAAAUCUAUUACUGUUUGCUAAA
Molecule: messenger RNA, 3928 nt
Organism: Betta splendens (Siamese fighting fish)
Lineage: Eukaryota; Metazoa; Chordata; Actinopteri; Anabantiformes; Osphronemidae
Product: zinc finger protein ZFAT-like
Exons: 24
Coding region: 180-3722 (1180 amino acids)
Biological process (GO): regulation of transcription by RNA polymerase II
Cellular component (GO): nucleus
Molecular function (GO): RNA polymerase II transcription regulatory region sequence-specific DNA binding; DNA-binding transcription factor activity, RNA polymerase II-specific
Source: RefSeq, a predicted model, not a curated record